AUGCGACGCGCCAGGACCGCUUCCGGCGGGAGCGAGGAGGCGGCGCGGGACACGUCGCGGCCGCGGACCGAUGACCUCGAGGACGGCGUGCCGCUGCCGCUCCUCAAGCACGGCAUCGAGGUGCUCCGCGCCCUCGCGACGGCGGCGGCGUCGACGGCUGAGCGGCGCGUCGCGCGAAAGGACAUCAACUCCAAGCCGCCGCACGGCUCGUGGCAGGCCCUCUUCGACGCGAGCAAGCCCAGCUCCCUCGUGGCUCGCGGCUACGCGGCCAAGGGCUACGGCGCGGGGCCGGACUACGGCCGCUACUGGAUCACGGCCGCGGGGCUCGACUCCCACGUGUGGAAGCUCGCGCGGCGCGAGGGCAUGCCCCCCUUCGACAGCGAGAACCCCUUCGACGACGGCGACGUCGACGACUGGUCGAGCGACUUCGACAGCGAGGGCUCCGACGACGACGACUCCGACGACGACGACUCCGGCGGCAACUCCAGGUCGACCCAGGCGCGCAACGUCGUCUGUCGGCUCGCGGUCUACACCGGCGGGUCGGGCCGAUCGAAGCUCGGAUGGACGGGCCUGUCGGCGGCCUUUGCCGCCGUCGACGGACGCCUCGUCGUGCUGUCCGAGGCCGAGAACGCCAAGACCGUCGCCGCGUGCGACGGGUGA
Messenger RNA from Aureococcus anophagefferens, 660 nucleotides. RefSeq lists its product as hypothetical. Lineage: Eukaryota; Pelagophyceae; Pelagomonadales; Pelagomonadaceae. The transcript has 3 exons. The coding region runs from base 1 to 660 and encodes 219 amino acids. The record is from RefSeq and is a predicted model, not a curated record.